Messenger RNA from Paramecium pentaurelia, 2520 nucleotides. The record is from the annotation of a GenBank genome assembly. NCBI's taxonomy places the organism in Eukaryota, Ciliophora, Oligohymenophorea, Peniculida, Parameciidae.
AUGGGAAAUUAGAUCAAUGUAAAGUCAAAAUUUGUAAAUUUAUUGAAAUAAGAGGAAGAAAAUGCUUUAGCAGAAGAAUUGAAGUCAAUUUUGCUUCUUGAUAUCUCCUAAGAAGAUUAUCUGAAUGCUUUUUAUCCUUCUGACAUUCGGGAUAUAUUAAAAUAAUCUCCAAAGAGGAUAUUGGGCAUAAUUAACUAUUUACAUAAAUUUCUUUGUGAUGCAUAAUCUGAAUUACAAUCUCAUAUUCAAUAUAGAUAAUGGAAGAAUAGUUUGAGAAUAUUAACUUCAAUUAUUCCGGUGUUAUAUGAAGAAAAUUUUAAAGAAUAAAUGAAAGAGAUAUUAUGGAAUACCAAAAUUGCUUAACCUAAUAAAGAAAUCUCAGAAAAAGAUCCUCCUUUGAUAAUUUCACUAAUUACAAGACUAUUUUAAAUGUGUUUCCAUUUUGGAUUUACCAUAGAUGUUUUAGAAUAUAAUGUAUUUAUACUUACUAAUCUUAAAAGGAGUCAGUUGUAAAGAAUGAUACUCUAUUAUAAUUCUUUGCAUAAUAUUAUCAUAAUGUAUGGAAUUCUUAUAAAUUUCAAAUUGGUUAUGUAUGGAAAGGUUUUAAUCCUUAAUGUAAAUAUCCAAAUGAUAUUGCAAAAUAUUAUGAAAAUCGAUAUCUAGUUUUAUCCUGUUUAUUUGCUUUGGUUAGUUCUUCUUUAUUUUCAUCAGAGUUAUUUUUCUAAAUUGAAAUUGAAGAAUUAAAUGAUGAAGAAUAAAAAUAAAAGAUAGAAAAUAUUAAUUAGUAGAAUUAAUCAGAUGAAUAAGAAAUAGAUGAAUAAUUUUAAGAAAAUAAUACUUAAGAAUAAUAAAAUAACAAUAAUUAAAAGUAAACAUAAAAGUUGUUAGUAUAAACACCAAAUGCACCUUUGUUAAUAUUACAAAAAAUAUAAUACUUUCCAGAAUUAAUAGUUUCAAUGAUUGCAUUUUCAUUAUUCUCAACUGAGAGAAUUUAGUAAUUUUUAAGAGGCAUAGUUAAUAUAUCUAAUUAAAUUGAAGAAAAUCUUUAAAGUGUAUGCUUAAAGUUAACAUCACUUAUAAUAGGGGGAUAAGGUAAUAAAAUUAAUAUUAAUCAUAGGUUUUGUCUAUAAAGAUGUUUUAAAUUUAGGAAAAGAAUUUGAGGAGAUGAUCAAAGCCAAAGAGCACUUUUAAAUGUUUAAUAAUCCAUUCCCUUAAUUUAUUAAUUUUCCAUAAUAAAUAUUAGAAGGAAUAAUAGUAUAAUUAACAUAAAAGUUUUAUUCUUAUUACAAAUCUUAAUAGUAAUUUAUUAGAGGAACCUUUGAAAAAUAAUUAUCAAAUUUUGAAAGCUGUUUCAUUUUUUUAAGUUAUCUAUCUUCCAAGACUGUUUAUAAUGGUAUUUAUUAUUAUUAUAAUAAUAUAGUUCCUAAUAUAAUGACUGUUUUUUUAUUGUCUUACUUUAAUCCAAAAAUAUAUAUAAAGAAUAUUUCAUUAAAAAUAAUCAAAUUGUUGAGUACUUAACCUUAAUUGAAUAAAUAAUUGUGUGUAAAUUAAGAGUUUACUUUAACUUUUACAGAUGCUCCUAUUGUUUUUGGUACUUGGGGUGAUUUAUUGAUUACAGCACUUUCUGAUACAGUCUUGAAAGAGUUAACAUCAAUUAAAGAAAGCAAACUAUUAGAAAUAUCCCAAAUAUUAUUCAAUGUAUCUUCAGAUAUUGAAAAAUUGAAUAAAGAAAGUUGCUAAAUUAUUUGUAAUUUAAUUAAAAAAUUGGCAAAUUAUGAUUUUGUAUUAAAAUCACCUAAUAUCUUAAUAAGUCUAUUGAAUUUGAUAGGAGCAGUAUCUCAAAUAAUUUAUUUCUUUCCUGAUGAGAAUUUAGAUCUUAUAGAUAAUGUAAUAAAGAUUAAGGAUAGCAUUAAAUUUAUUCAUGAAUUAUAAGUUACAUAAAAGAAACUUCAAGUUUGGUGGAGUAAACAUGCUCCUCAUAAUCCAAUUGUUAAUUAAAGUUUCAUUAAAAGUCAGUAAUUUUAAAAUGAUGUUCAUGAUAUAAGAGAAUCAUAAGUCAGAUCAAUCACUCAAUAAUAAUAAGUUAUUUAAAAAAGAUAAUUAAAAGAUUCUUAACAUGAUGAGAUUUAGGGUCUUAAAUAAAUGGAGUAGAUUUAAUCUGAAAGAAUAUUAAAGCCCUCUGUUGAAUAUGAUAAUUAUAUUGAGAAAUGGAAAAAUUUUAAUUAGAAUAUUCUAAAAGGUUUUGUUCCAUUAAUUAGUUUGGCUAAAUUACUAGAAAAUUUGUAUAAAUUAACUGUGGAUCCAACAGAUGAGGUAUAAUUAAAAUCAGUAAUUUAAUCACAUGAUUUACGAUCUUUGAUGAUCAAACAACUUAGUUUUAAAAUUAUGUUUGAUAAAUAUAAGAUAUUUAAGACUUUGACAAAAUAAAUUUGGUUGAAUUGUUUGAGAAAUACUGAAAAAUUUCCUUAUUUUGAAAAAUCUGAAUGCCUAUGCUUUUAACAAUCAUAUCAAAAGAAAUGA